Salvia hispanica is the source of this 1056-nucleotide messenger RNA. NCBI's taxonomy places the organism in Eukaryota, Viridiplantae, Streptophyta, Magnoliopsida, Lamiales, Lamiaceae. The record is from RefSeq and is a predicted model, not a curated record.
AUGGAUCGAUAUUUUAAGAAACUUUCUCCUAGUGUUGCUGCUUCAUCUUCGUCAGUCAGUGGACUUACACUUCUUCAACCUCAAGAGUUAUUGAUUGAAGAUGAACUUGAAGCUGAUCCAGAAAAUAUUCCAAGUGAUCCAGGGAAACGACCUAAUAUAAUGAGAUAUCCGUCAAACUCAAUAGAACGGGUGCAUAGAGCUUACUUACUUAAAGGUCCAUGUCAACCGCGCGAGCAUGAUUUUCAUCCAAGAACUGAUGGAAAGCGACAACGUAGAUUUGUUGCACAUUGGUUUGAUGAAUUCAAAGAUUGGUUGGAGUAUAGUAUUACAAAAGAUGCAGCAUAUUGUUUAUAUUGUUAUCUUUUCUCUAGACUCCAUGGAAAUGGACAGGACGCUUUCGUAUCUGGAGGAUUUACAGCUUGGCGCAAGAAAGAAAGGUUGAGAGAUCAUGUUGGGGAUCAUACAAGUGAUCAUAAUAAGUGUAGAUUAGCGUGUCGAGAUUUGAUGAAUCAAGCCCAACACAUCGAAGUGUGUAUACCUAAACAAUCAACAACAUCUAAGCUUGAGUACCGUCGCAGAUUAGGUACAACUGUUAUGUGUCUUCGCUAUCUUAUCAAGCAAGGAUUACCCUUUCGGGGAAAUGAUGAGUAUGAUGAAUCCUUGAAUCAAGAGAUAGCUAAUGUUGUACUGAAAAAUGCUCCUCAAAACCUCAAACUAACAUCAUCGGAUAUUCAGAAAGACAUCAUUAAUGCAGCUUCUGUUGAGACAACAAAACUCAUUAUAGAUGAUAUAGGAGACAACUCUUUCUCCAUAUUAGUCGAUGAGUGCCGAGAUGUGUCUAUCAAAGAACAAAUGGGUGUUGCGGUACGAUAUGUGGAUAAGAAUGGAUGUCUCAAAGAACGGCUUCAUGGUAUUGUGCAUGUCAGUGAUACGGUUGCAACCACACUUAAGAAGGCACUUGAUUCUUUGUUAUCGACUCAUGGUUUAAGUGUAUCAAGUUUGAGAGGUCAAGGAUAUGAUGGUGCAAGCAACAUGAGAGGAGAAUUCAAUGGGUAG